Coniophora puteana RWD-64-598 SS2 is the source of this 461-nucleotide messenger RNA. RefSeq lists its product as uncharacterized. NCBI's taxonomy places the organism in Eukaryota, Fungi, Basidiomycota, Agaricomycetes, Boletales, Coniophoraceae. The coding region runs from base 48 to 362 and encodes 104 amino acids. The transcript has 2 exons. The record is from RefSeq and is a predicted model, not a curated record.
GUGUCCCUCCACUCCAGUCUCCAACUUCUCUCCAACACUGGUAUGUUAUGCCUCGACCAAUCAGCACAUCGACCCAUUAUGUCGCUCUAGCCUUGAAGCCAGCCAAUCACGACGAGCUUCUGAUCAGGAAAGCGCUCCAAGAUGCGCUCACACCGAUGUUCGGACUGACAUUUGCAAACAUGCAUCUCGACAUUCUGACCAUUUCCGAGGAUGGAGAAGGGAUGAUCAUCAGAACAGGCAGUCGAUCCGACGCUCAAAAGUUAAUUGCGGCCAUCGUUGCUUCACAAGGACCCCUCCGUUUCUCCUUAAAGAAAGAUUCUCCUUUCCUCCCAUCGCUUGUAGCGUCUCAAGGAAUUAUAUGACUUCUAAAGCAUAAAGCUCUAACCGCGGAUCUUCCAUACUCUCAGACGUCGUCAUCGAUCUACCGUCUUGUUCCCUGGCGGGGCCGCAUCGCCCCAAAG